Messenger RNA from Varroa destructor (honeybee mite), 3278 nucleotides. RefSeq names its product palmitoyltransferase ZDHHC15-like. Gene Ontology annotation, biological process: protein targeting to membrane; peptidyl-L-cysteine S-palmitoylation. The record is from RefSeq and is a predicted model, not a curated record. NCBI's taxonomy places the organism in Eukaryota, Metazoa, Arthropoda, Arachnida, Mesostigmata, Varroidae. Gene Ontology annotation, molecular function: protein-cysteine S-palmitoyltransferase activity. Gene Ontology annotation, cellular component: endoplasmic reticulum; Golgi apparatus.
UAGUCGAUUCGAAGUAAAACUAUAGUACCCUUCGUUUUCAUGCGGAAUGACAUUGUACUAAUUUCCGUUAGCCUUGAAGCUAUUGUUAGCAUCUGUACUGAGGCCGCUCUAACCAUGAGGCCAACACCGGAAUCCCUCAGUGUCAGAAAGAGACUAGGACGCAGGAGCUGCAAGUUUUUGACUGGAUAGACAGAAAGCAAAAGUGCUUAGUUAUGCAGACCCGCAGCCAGUGUCCGUGAUACUCUUGUGAUUUUCGUUCUGAUACGCUGAUUACUGGCAUAAAAAAAAACUCUAUUUAAAAGAAACUCUUGGGAUAAGUUUGGUGAAUAUGUGGAUUUAUGUGACGCAAUUGGGCGCAUUAUUGGACUGGCCGCAGCAUAAAAAGCUUUUUUAUGGGGUGUGAGCCCAUUUUGUUUAUUCGUGUUGGGUCGUAUGCUCAGAAUGGGCGUGGGUUCAAUUCGUGUGGUUAUUCGUUCAUUUAAAAAAGGCUCAUGGCUUCUUCAAGGCCUCGGCCUGCUAAAAUGUUUGCCUCCAUCACUCGCUAUUUUGUACCAUUUAGCUGAGCAACUACUUUUCUGUUCAUAUUUUUUGCCAACCAUAUUAGAGGAUGUAGCGUUAACGGAAAAAUUAUUUUACUUCGCCAUAUUUCAGGGAAGCGCCCUCACAACGCUGGCCACGGCGUUCCACCUGAAGUUCAAAUCGCGACCCCGGUCAAAUCAGCUGGUAACGACCAACUGCGUCUGCAAAAAGUGCGGACUGCCUCGUGAAGCUCGGACGUAUCACUGCCUAAUCUGUAACGUCUGCGUGCCAAUGUUCGAUCAUCAUUGUGCCUGGCUAGACGUGUGUAUCGGCAGGCACAAUCGUCGCCUAUUUAUUCAUUUCCUUCUAUUACUCGCGAUGCACGGCGUAUCUACAGCAAUUUUCCUGUAUUGGAAUUUUUGGCGACUAAACAUUUUCGAAAUUAUGGAUUUGGCCGUAUUUACUCACUUCGUUGCAUCGUUGUUCUUCGGCUCCGCAAGCCUAAUUUUGGCCUUUAUCCAACUGUUUUUCGUAGCUCUAAAUCAAACUACUAUGGAAUUUCUGAUGAAUAAACCAACACAGAGGCGUUCGCUGGUGCAUAAUUUGCAGUCAGUUUUCGGCCGUUCGUGGCUUCACGCGCUAAUUCCACUCUACGAGGAAAUACGGAUCUAUCGACAAGAGGCUAUUUUGAAAUACAAUAUGAACAGGGCAUCCUUGGGCGGCAGGGCAAAGUCGGGCAGUGUUCAAACAAGCAACCACCAAAACGGUUACCGUCUAUCCCAUGCCCAUAUGGGGACUCAGUUUAAUUCAAUAAAUCUUUAGAUGGUCUCCAUAAUAUAUACGUUCAACAACAUAUCUAUACAUUAUCAAUUCUAUGGUCCUUAUAUUGCUGUAGGCAUACGCAGUACGAAGAACUCGGCUACUCGGACAUUCUGUUAACGCAUCUUGAUGGCUAAACGAUAUAGGCUGGAUGAGACAAAAGGCUAGUCUUCCGGCAUUUAGAACGUCUUCGUUUUGCAUAUGUACAACAUUAUAUGUACAUGAUGCGCAACUUACGUAAGGCUGGACUUGAAAUGAUAUUGCCUACAAGGCCCUUCGCAUCGCUGACAGCUGCAAACUUUAUUUAAGAAAAAAAAACAUGAAAUCAAUGAGUAACGCUUGCGAGUUACGAUGCAUCGAUUUGUUCUUGGGUGUAUUCCCAAAAUGGAUUAAUCACCGCGCCGAUCCUGUAGAAAUUUUGGUUUAUGAAGCCGCUUUUUUUUUAUAUCGGGUUCACGGAUAAACUGCAUAUAAGUAUGCUUGUCGCCCCGGCUAAUGAAAUGUAGUGUAUGCCUUGUCUAUGAAAUUUGUAACACACGCCAAUGCGAUCUAGAAAACAAAAAGAAUUGAUCUGGUCUCUGCACAACAAAUCGGGGACCUGUUCAAACACGUCUGACAAAUCCACAAUGGCCCAUUAUAAACGUUUUGUUAUUAUAUUAUAAACGAUAGUACUGCCUUUUUCUCAGCUUAUUGCCACCUACGACCAUCCAUUUAUAACUCAAUUAGCGCGUGUAUUCUUUAGACCAGCUCUCAACCUUCGUGUGAAUCACCUGAAUGCAUGCAAAAAUUUUGCCGCUUGCGAAGUCUCACUCUGUCGUCCGUUCUUCUAGAAAUCGUCCAUAAAAAUAGAAGCAGAAAAUUUGGUAUUCGUAUAAAUGUAGACUUACAAAAAGCGUGCCCUAUCCCAAUAACGUUCCGUUAUCGUACCAGCCACGCUGCCGCUCGAAGCCAGCGAUGAAAGUUUAACUACGCUAGAAGCUGUCUCGUAAGUUUUACGUAAAGGCGCACUUCUAUGAAGGGAAGAUUACGGGCAUUAUAAGGAAACUAGGUGGGCUUUUGAUAUGGACGAGGAGGGCCGAAAAGUUAAGUUAUUGCAGUUAUGUGAUUCGUGGUCAACAGACCACGUAAACUGAUAGCAAGAUUGCAUAGACUGGGUCGAAUUAAGCCUGCCUAAAUUCAUUCGAAUUGAGGGGUACAAAAGGCGGAUACAUGUAGGGAUUGGAAAGUCGCGCUAUCUGGGAGACAGCAUGUUGUUGCGCACAGAUGUGUAUCAAUCUACUUUUGCUCCUCCUGCUUAUAAUUUAAUCUGGUGCCUCGUGAGCGCAGCAACACUCGUUUGGGGUACUUCGUACUUAACGCCUGGUAGAGGCUAUUCGAGUUGGAAGUAUGUAAAAGGCUGUAUAAACGUAAAACGCUGUAUGGUGGUGGUAUCAGCAAUCAGAGGCACCUCAAGGACGAAAACAGUCAGUUUGUCGUAUAUACACAAUGGCAGCAUGCCAACAUUAAUCUCGAGGGUCGUGACGAGGGCCGGAAUCUUACAGGCCGGCGACGCACGCCGUCCAAACAACACUAUGAAAGGGCUUACGCAGAAACAUCCCAUCACCAUUCCGUUGUGGAUCUUGCGCAUUCUCGUGAACGAGUUUACAUAGAGAUUAUUAUUGAUGCAACGCAUGACGGGCCCACUGCACUGGUAUCGUCAGCACGAUUAAUAUGACGCCAAGCCGCGACACGGCGCGCUGCGCGCUGAAGAACAACACAUCUUCGUAAAUUGGACGGUCGCGUAAAGGAGAAGAAAGAAUCGCACCGACUUCAGAUAUCGCAAACAGAAUCGAUUAUUCGACACCUUACGAACGGAGGUGGUUCAAUGUAUUGUCGCGAAGGAAGAUCCUUUUCGUUCGUUCCAGUCGAACACUGCCAGUUGCCUCAACGGCUGCGGUGGU